Molecule: messenger RNA, 582 nt
Organism: Dovyalis caffra
Lineage: Eukaryota; Viridiplantae; Streptophyta; Magnoliopsida; Malpighiales; Salicaceae
Source: the annotation of a GenBank genome assembly
AUGAGAGAGUUUCGUGCAAUGGAGAGGGAUCCGAGAUCGGUAAUAAGGAGGCAAAGGGAGUGUGUUAUGGGGUGGUCUCACACAAUUGGGAAACUUGAACUGUUGGGAGUGGAUGGAGCUUUCUGUUGGCCAAGCAGGAAACUUGUGCCACCUCCAAUCGAUCCGAUUUUCCCUUCGGCAUUUGCCCCCUGCUUGAGCGAUUCCCAAUUUCCCAUUGUUAGGGCUAUACGAGUCUCUUUUAAUUACGUGGGCUUUUUUACCUCUAAGUCCAUCAACGAAAUGGGUUAUACUCUAGCUCAUUUGGGUCGGUUAAUUUUAUGGGUGCAGCAGUAUGAAAAUAUUCUUAACAUGGAAUCCUUUCAUAAAAUGCUACUGGCAAGUAGAAACAAGCCUGGUGGGGUCCAGAUUCCGAAGGAAGCAAGAGGUAAAGCGCAUGAGCCAAAGAGACAUCAUAUAAAACAAGGAGAAAGAAUAGAAAUUCUUGCAGCAAAUACGCAUCUUUCUAUGUCACCGGCUAUCCACGUCCCUGGACAAAUUGAACAAUGUGCUCUGUUUCCUCUUCCAAUGCCCAAAGCAACCUAA